AGAAUGGAGACUGAACAAAACUUUCCUUUUUCAUGAAUUCUUUUGAUCUUUCCCCACCUGCAAAGUCAAAAGAUCGGCAGUGUGAAAUGCGCUCAGAGACAUUAAAAAUGGGGUGCUUGCUUCAUCGUUUUUUGUGAUGGUACAGAAUGGGGAAAAGUUGAAAAAAUUUGCAUAGAAGAGGGGGAGAGUGUCGUACACUUUCGAGUUGCUCCACAUCUGUCUUUGCUUACUGCUUGCACACUGCAGCUUCUGCUGAUUUAUUAAACGAAACCCCUCUUGGAAUGGUGGGUCGCUUUCUGCACAAGGUAGAGAAAUAGAAGAAGAAAGGUUAUGCGUGCGUGUGAUCUUUGAAGUUUCAGGACCUCAAUAAUCCUCCGCAGAGAGAGAAGGAGAGAGAGGACCACCAAGAAAGCAGAGUCAAUGGUCUCUGCGUGACAAAGUAUCCGGUGUCCCCCUCUUCUUUCUGCAAGUCUUCUGCAGUUGAUAGACGGAGAAACCAGACCCGAUGAGCCUAUUUGUUUUCUUAUGAGAAAUUUUAGUGAGGAAGCUCUGAUGGCGAAAAAGAGUGGGCUCCGGGUGGUAAUUCUGAGGACUAGUUACUGUUCCGAAUGAAGCCCAUCUCUGAAACUAGGCGAUUGUUUUUCCUCGAAGCCCCAAAACUGUUACUGUUCAAGUAUUCCCGAGAAAACCAGUUGUUUUUCUUUUCCCUUCAUUUUGAUAGUAGCUUGAAUACUUUGUUGGUUUUGGGCAGGAGCCCAGCUAGAAGACUCAGGUGAGCUUUCUAAAGGUGUCAAUCUUGGAAAAUUGGGACUUGUGGCUGAUUGUUGACGGCGAGAUACCUUGAGAAGAUGGAAUUAUGUAGAUUCUCUGACUGGUGAAGACGUGAGCACGUUGAGAUGAAGAAUUGGGUGGUUGAUUUUGGAAUUUUGGAGAUGGUUUGUGAUUUCAGGUGGCAGUGAGAUGGAAGGAUUGAGUUUACUGUGAUCCUUUCUCCGGCAGAGUGAGAAUGGAGGAGAAAGCUGCUGCUCUUCAUACCGUGGAGAGUGCAGUUCAGGCACUAGGGAGGGGUUUUGACGUCACGUUCGACAGCAGGUUGCUGUAUUGCAAGGGGCUUGCUGAGUCCAGAAUAGUCGAGGUCGACGAGGAGCACACAAGGGAUUUUGUGGCUUUUGAUGAUCUAGUGGUCGCUAAUGUCUCCAGGGAUAUCAGGAGGGUCCAGGUGAAGAGUCGCAGAGAGGCAUCAGGAAUUCGUAGUUUUCACGAGAUGGCUGAGUAUUUCAAUAUCAAGGCAUGUCUUUCCGGAAGUGUCCCUCUAGGAAACUUCAAUUCUGCUUUCAAUUUCACUGGAUUGAGGCACAUUGAUUCAGCUGCUACAAAGUCCCUUGCUGUUGAUGGAUUCUAUGUACCCUUGGUCAAGGUUGAGUUAAUGAAGCUUCCUUUGGUAUUAAGGGAGAAUGUGAGACAUGCUGUUCCAUGUUCAUGGGAUCCAAUGGCUUUAGCUAGCUUCAUUGAGAACUUUGGUACACACGUCAUUACAUCUGUGACAAUUGGAGGUAGAGAUGUAAUAUAUGUCAAGCAGCACAAUACCUCUUCUUUAUCAGCUGCAGCAAUUAAACAUUAUGUUCAGGACAUUGGGGAUCAAAGAUUCUCUGAUACAGAUGCCCAAACAAGUAGAACUCCAGUGAAAUUCAAAGACAAGGCUGGAGACUCUUUCGCAUUUAACAGCCAAGGUGUACAUCCUCAACCUUCAAUUCCUCCAUUUCUAACUGGGAAAGAAGAUGUUACCGUGAUUUUGAGGAGAAGAGGAGGAGACGAUCUGAUUCAGAGCCAUACUCAUUGGGCAAAAACUGUUCGAUUUGCUCCUGAUGUUGUUGACAUGACCUUCUGUCCGAUCAGCUCUCUACUUGAUGGUAUUCCUGGAAAGGAUCACCUUGUUCGGGCCAUUGACCUUUACCUAGAAAAUAAACCUCCGAUUGAGGAAUUGCGAUACUUCUUAGAGUUCCAGAUUCCUCGUGUAUGGGCGCCCAACAGGGACCACCUUCCUGGUCCUCAAAGAAAGGGGCCUGUGUGCCCCUCUCUGCAGUUUAGCUUGAUGGGUCCUAAGCUUUAUGUUAGCCCGGAACAGGUAUCAGUUGGUAGGAAGCCUGUUACAGGUCUUCGUCUGUGCCUAGAAGGGAGCAAGCAAAAGCGACUGUGUGUUCAUCUCCAACACUUGGCAACAUUGCCGAAGAUCCUCCAACCGUACUGGGACAUCCAUGUGGCCAUUGGACCGCCUAGGUGGCAUGGAGCUGAAGAACAAGAUACUAGAUGGUUUGAGCCAGUGAAAUGGAAGAAUUUUUCUAAUGUCAGCACUGCCCCAAUUGAGUUGAACGAAUCCUACACUGCUGAACCUUCGGGUGCUUACAUAGUUACUGGUGCUCAGCUUGGAGUCUGGGAUUUUGGGAAUAGAAAUGUUUUGCAUUUGAAACUUUUAUAUUCCAAGGUCCCUGGUUGCACUAUCAAGAGAUCUGUUUGGGACCAUACUCCAAGUCAAAAUGAUAUUGCAAGAACACAAGCGGUUGAAGCUUCAAAAACCAGUGACUCAAGCUCUGGAAUGACGACAGCACAGGCGGCGAAACUGAUGAAAAUUGUGGACAUGUCUGAAAUGAGCAAAGGUCCACAGGAUCCACCGGGCCACUGGUUGGUUACAGGUGCUAAAUUAGGUGUAGAGAAAGGGAAGAUUGUUUUGCGAGUAAAAUACUCUCUAUUGAACUUUUGACAACAGUUGCAGCACGUCAUUGUCAUUGUGGGCUCGGUAGGAAGGUUCGCUGGGCAGGCAGGAGACGCUAUUUUGCACUGCCCAUUGUAGCAUCUGUAUGUAAAUCACAUUUAGUGGGUUGCUUGUAGUAAUUUUGAAAGUACCGUGAAGGGAUUUUCCCUGUCAAUGGAAGUAUUAUUGCACUUAUCGAUGGAAAGAACUCGUGAUAAAAAAGUUUCUUCUUGAGUGAUGAUUUUAGCUUUAGAGCUAAUUAUUUA
Messenger RNA from Nymphaea colorata (pocket water lily), 3015 nucleotides. Its product is annotated as MACPF domain-containing protein CAD1-like. Lineage: Eukaryota; Viridiplantae; Streptophyta; Magnoliopsida; Nymphaeales; Nymphaeaceae. The coding region runs from base 1007 to 2758 and encodes 583 amino acids. The transcript is spliced from 7 exons. Gene Ontology annotation, biological process: regulation of salicylic acid mediated signaling pathway; plant-type hypersensitive response. Gene Ontology annotation, cellular component: plasma membrane. The record is from RefSeq and is a predicted model, not a curated record.